Messenger RNA from Dermacentor silvarum, 2265 nucleotides. RefSeq lists its product as uncharacterized. The transcript is spliced from 4 exons. NCBI's taxonomy places the organism in Eukaryota, Metazoa, Arthropoda, Arachnida, Ixodida, Ixodidae. Bases 74 to 610 code for a protein of 178 amino acids. The record is from RefSeq and is a predicted model, not a curated record.
ACCAAAGUCAAAGCCGACUAACCCAGGGCCCGGGCAGAAAGUUGGUUCUUUAUUCUAUGCUCCAAACGCAAAUAUGGAUGUAACAGGAACACCAAUGGAAUGCAGUGUAGAUACAUCAGAACAUCAGGUUUGUCAACUUCCUGGCAUGCCUCCUAAGAAGAUGCCUCGUACUGAUCUCAUCGAAUUGGCUCGGCAAAUUGAAACAGCAGAUGACUUCAUCAAGGCCAAUGUCUCCAACAAGCUCACUGUGAUAGCUGAGCAAGUACAGUUUCUCCAAAAGCAGGCACAGCACAUUCUUGAGGAGGCUCAGCUCAAUACAAGGCUUCACCAUGCUGCGUGCAACUUUAAGAAAGUGCCCGGGUCAAUAUACUACCUCUACAAGAGACCAAAUGGUCAAGAGUACUUCAGCAUGAUCAAGCCAGAGGAGUGGGGUCCCCGGUGUCCACACGAUUUCCUGGGGGGAUACAGAUUGGAAUCCGACCUCACUUGGACACCUACAGAAGCCAUAGAGAAGAAAAACCGGCAGCUGGAGGCCAUCAGCCGCAUCACCCAAUUUUCAUGCUGGAAGCAAGAGCCCAUGGCUAUUGCAGAUGCAUUUGUGCAAAAGUAGCACAAGUCACUGCACCCUGGAAGCAGCUGCUGUCCAGGCAAUGAUUCUGUGCAUCAUUUGUAGUCAAGACUUGUGUGAAACUUUCAUUUCACAAGAAAAAAUUGUUUUUCAUUGGAGCAACAGUGCAUGUGAAAGUAAGCUUGAGACUUUGUAAGACAGAAUGGCUUUGGAAUUGCUGGCUGUGGUCAUUCUUUACAACUGAGGUGCAACAUAGGCCCCUGAAUGACAAAUCAGCAAUACCACAUUAUACUUUGAGCUGCUAUCGUUUGACGAUCAUAGUUCAACAAGGAAAUGUUGCAGAUGGCUUUAAGGCAGCAGAAUUUUAGACCACAUGAGCUGCUAAGAAAACUUCAUAGGUAGAGAAUGCAUUGUUAGAACUAGUAAAUGCAGUUUGCAUUUGUUUGUGACCCAUUGCAAUGCAUCUCUCAUUUUCAGCCUUUGUGCCAGGCCAUAAGGAAAUUGUUUCUUCCUGCCAUCCGAUAUGAAAGCUUUCACUCCUAAUAUGGCAGUAGUAAAUAAUCACGUACCAACUGCUCCAAAAUGUUACCUUGAAAAUGGACUGCAACACGCCCUCAUUUUUACCUGCUGUGAUGCUACAAUACUGUAGCAGCCUUUCUCAUAAUUAUGCUCCUGAUUGCACUAGUCAAUAAUGCAAAAUUUGUAAUUGCUUAUGAGCUCGAAGUUCACUACAUCAUAGCUUACAACCACUUUUCCUGGAGUGUGUCAAGGCUGUCUUCUGUGCAUUAAAUAAUGCAUUCGAUGGACCUCAUUGCCUGAACAAGGCUGCCUCGAUAAGAAAAGUGGGUGCUUGAGCUUGUUGAUAGUGUCGGGAAAAAAAAAAGGGAGGGGGAAAGGACAAACUGGAGCUGACGAUAGAGAGUCGUUGCAGCUGUGGUGUUUAUCUACGUCUGUUUUUUGCAAUCUUAGUUAUAGCAUUGCCUAGAUACCUUGUCACUGUUGUGAGCUUAGUAUGAAACAAACAGUACACAUUUUUUUCUUAUUUCAGUUCAGAAAUACAAUUUAUUUUUGACAGUCUUCACAUUGUGCCCUUUCUUCACACAGCACAUGCUUUCAGAAAGAAAAAAAAGGGAGGGAUCAAAAGCUGCACAAAUUCAGCCAUUCCAACAAGCUGUCAAGAAAAUUGAAGAACAAAAUCAAGAUCUUUCAGAAGAUAUUGUGACACUUCUCCUUAUAUAAAAUGAACACAAAUAAAAAAUGAGUUGUAUGGCAGUAAAACAGGCUGCAAAUGUUUCAACUUGACAACUUAAAAUGUUUAAAGAGCAUUUUUUAUUUUUUUUGCCAAGUUCACGGCAGAAUAAGUAUGUAUCUGUUCACAUACUUUCGAUGACUAAAUACAGGGGGAAAAAAAAAAGAGGGAAACAUAGGCAAAAGGUAGCCUGAAAAGUGAAAAUUAUGCUCCGGAAUGAUAUAAAAUAAGAUGUGGCAUCUCAAUGCUAGACAACUGCACAGCUGCGAUCACUGAGUCAAGUCGUAUGUUAUGUUAAUAUGAUUGUUUAAUGAGGAGAUUACACAACUUCGUUUUCAAGAACUUUCUGAGGGCCUAGCUUGUAUAUACUGUGCAUGGUUCAGUGAUGCAAAAUGCAUGAAAAGUAACAAAUCACUUGUCUUGAGCUUUUUUUUUUUUUUUUUUUUUU